CAGUCGUGAAGGUUGGACAACUACAGUUGGCUGAAUCCCGCUGGGAAGGUCACCCCAACCAGUGAUGUCACAACCAAUCACAGUCAUGUGACUUUUUAGCAACUUAAACCCUUAUUUUUUAUGCUUUUUGGCACAAUUUAUUUAAAAUAUCAUUAUCAUAGUGAAUUUAAGCAUUUUCUUUACCCAUUGACCUGCCAUCUUAGGAAAAAAUUCUGGCCGUCAACUCGUCCAUUACCUUUAUUUUUCUUAUAUUGUUUUCAUCCAACACAAUCUCUCAAACAUUAUGGAGAGAUUAAUUGAAAGCAAGCCUAUCAGUGGCCAAGAGGAUAAAUAAAAGUAACCAGAGCACAAAAUUUUUCCUGAAAUUACUGUGGCACAAAUUUUUCAGGUGAUUUCAGAUGGCAUCUGCACAAGCAGGAAAACAAGAAUAAGAAAGUUGUAAUUCCUCCACUAUUUUACUGAUAUGCAAGAGUUGACCGAGAAUGAGAUGUGUGAUGGAGCUCUGCCUGGUGACGACACUCAGGAGUGUCUAGCAAUGAAGCUAGGAAAUGAAGCUUCCAGCAAUACGUCAAUUUUCUCGACAGAGCCCAAAGUUAACUCCAAGGAUACAGACAGAUUAUUGCACUAUCAAGUUGUACUUGAAGAAGAGACUGCAGACACAAUCCUCAUGAAAGAUUGGCUGAUCAUAGAAUCCAGCUCGAGUGAAGAUGAUGAGCCAGUUAAUGAUGGACCUGUUUUACAAGAAUCCUUUCCCAAGACAGCAGCUCCAUCCAGAACACCUAGCACUGGCCUAGUGCAGGUAUCACCAACUUCAGCUACCAAUGAAGCUAUCAAAACAGAGAAGAGUAACUUUCCUGCUCAGUCUAAUGCACUUGAACUAUCAGUAAAUUCAUCCUCUCUAUCUGCCUUUGAUGAAACUGAAAAUAUAAGGAUUCCAGCUUCAAGUGUUGCUUCACCAGUAACUACAAAAUCAAACGAUACAGAAUGUAAUGAUCUUGAAGCAGAGACAGAUGAUUCCAGCAGCUGCCCAAUUGUAGCCUCAAAGGAAACAAAUGAUAAUGUAUCAGGUGCAGUAGUAAAGGCACAAGAGGUUGAUGUUACACUGAAACCUGACACCAUUGUCUCUAAACCACGCAAUACAGUGCCAAACAAAAUGUUAUCCCCUACAGAGUCUGUUAUUGAUAUUUCAACUACUGAUGAGGAUGUGAUUAUUGUUUCUGAUGAUGAAGAUAAUGAUGUCAUUUUUGUUGAGUCUCAAACUGAUAACCGUGUGCGUGUUGUUGAUGAAAUGAAAUCUAGGUUUCCAGCAUACAAAAGAUUGUACUUGAGAAACCUUCCACCUCCUGAUGUCUUGCCAGAUGACCUCGUGAGUGAACUCCUCUCUGCCUGUGGUACAUCUUUGUUGUGGCAGCGGUCUCAGGAUGAUAAAAGAAGCGGCUACGGAGUGUGUUAUAUGGAAACAACAGAGGCAGCAGUACAAGUGGUGCAUGUGUUACAUGACUCCAUUAUUAACAAGCAUAGAAUUCAGGUCCUUCCUGACUCCCACACUUGCCCAUCUCACUCUUCUGAUUGUGCGGACGUCCCAAUUUCAUCUAACUUACACGACUCCAGUAGUGGUUAUGACAUGUCCUUAAAUUCAGUGUCCAUCAAGACUGUCACUGACAUCUGCAAAUCAAGAAACAUAGAUUUCACUCCUCCCGUCUACUUAUCUCAACCAAGUGAGACUACUUCAAUGUGUGAAGAACACCAUACACAACAACAAAGUCAUGGAUCAGCAGAUAUAACUUGUUUAACAUCAGCUAAGGAAGAUCUAUCUCAAGAAAGAGAGACUUCACAAAAUAUGGUAAGAGAAAUUUCACAUCAUUCGAACAAAACAGAAACUAGGAAAAGUUCUAUGGAAAAUAUAAAUCCAAUGGAACUAGCAGUGCAUCAAUCACCAACAGAAAAUUUGUCAGUGCAGAGAACACCUUCUACUAUAGGACAAAAAUCCCAACACACAACACCUGUAAUAGAAGAAACAUUAUCUGCCACCUCCUUAGAACAACAUUCUCCUCUGAAGUUUGUUUUGAUAAAAAAUUCAGAAGGAAAAUUUUCAAUGAAAGAAGCAAAAGAAAUUACAAAUGCAGGACGAAGAAUAGAAGGUACAAUAUCUUCUAAACAACAGACAGCAGAUGACACAUCUACUGUACAGGAAAUUCCAACUUUGAAGAUGAAAAAGCAACAAUCACAGGAUGGGAAAUUUACAAUAAAAAGUAAGAAAAAAGAAAAGGUUGAAAAGAUGCACAGUAAAAAAUAUGCAGCAAAGCACAUACCAAGUGUAAAGGUGAAAAUUAAACCAAGUCAACAUAAAAAAUUGACACAAAUUGUCCCUUUGUGUAGACAAAAAUUUUCUUUCAAACACACACAGCACUGUAUCCCAACUACAAAAGCUGCCCCGGCAGACUCAACAGCUUCUGAAGUUGCAUUUCAAGAAUCACCAUCUGUGAAGACCGCAAUUCAAGAAUCACACGUGGAUAACUCUACACCACCACCUAAAACAAAUGCAGGAGUAACCCAGUUGCUACCUCAAACCAAGACACCCCAGCCCAUAGAUAUUCCAGUGACACAGACAUCAUCUGUUUUGGUACCAUUAAGUCAUGCAUUGCUAACCAAGGAUUCCAGAAGUCAUGUUUUGCCAAGUAAAGGCUCAACCAAUAAUACAACACCAGUAAAAGCUCCAGCUACUAAUGAAUUGCAAUUUAAAGCUUCGGGUGUAAAUAAAUCACCAAUUAAUUUUCUAGACAAUCAUCUAGAUCAGACACAUGUUCAAAAUAUAUCACAAAGUAUGGUACCUGUACAUUCAACUUCUUCAAUCACAGUAUCAAAAGUACCAAGACACCAGGAGUUAUCAACAGAUCAUCAACAAGAUGUUCCAUUUACUGAAACUAGGAUACAAGAAAACAUAACCACAGAAGAUAUGGAUGAUGAUAAUGAGUGUGAUGCUCCUUCAAAUAGAAAACAGGUUAUUUUUGUUGAGAAUAAAAGCAGGCACAGACAAAAGGAUAUUUUCGAAGAUAGUAGUGAAAGUUACCCCCCUUCAUUCACUGCUAACAUUGAUAUUGUGAACACAGAGACAACUAACAAAGAUACUUCAAAACAACAAAAAGUAACUGAACUGGUAUUGUCUAAACCUUCAACAUCAUUAGAGGUAACGUCCUUCAGAGUUGUGGGCAACACUGUAAUGACAAGUGGCCUUGAUGAAAGUGUGGCAAAAACAGUUCCUGAGAAUCUUGGUUCUUGUUGCGAGUCAAGAAACAAGCAGCUGGAGCUGCAGGAGAACACUUCAGUAGUAAAAAGAUCACGAGUAAAUUCUGGAGGUGACUAUGCGAGUGUUCUAGUCUAUCCAUCUCCAGACUCUACUGUUUCUGAUGGUGUAAUCAGUGGAGGAGGAAAACAUAUGAGAUUGUGGACACCAUCACCUUCAAAACAUAUUUAUUCAGAGUCUGUGAAAGUCGAAGGUCAAAGUGGACAAAUUAAAGAUGGUGACGAAUGUGAUAAAAAGCCGUUUGUUAUUGAAGUUAUGGAAUUUUUAGUGAGAAAAGUAAUCCAUGUGUUGGGGAAUCUAGGUUCCAUAGUAGAAGGGUUGUUUAUUAAAUUAACAAUUGACAUCACAAAUGGUAAAGAUCCCCUUGCAGUUUUCCUGGACACAGACAAUAUUAUUCUACUGGAACUCGUAAUUCAAACAUUUUCCUCAGAAAUCCAAAAGAAUGUAUUUCCACCAGAAAUCAUGCUCCUAGUUCAGAAAGCACAUGAAAUGACCAAACAACUUCUGAAAUUAGUGUGUGAGAAAAAACAAAAUAAAUAUUUGGGACUUGAUAUAGACACUGUUGCUAGAGCUAGUGUUGGUAAAUCUGCAGAAGAUACUUUAACCUUUAUUCGGCAAAUGCUAAAAUAUGAAGGACAUAUGGAAAUUAAAGAUACAGAUAUUAAAAAUAUAUUCAUGGCUGUCACUGCAAAGCAUUGUGAACUGGCAUUAAAAUGCAUGGCAUCAAACUCAUCUGAGCAUAAUCAUUUGGGGGAAUUAUCUGGUGAUGGUGUUCUGUCUUCAGAAUUACAUCCCCCAAAAAAUUUAAAAUUAAUAUGCACUCCAGAGAAAACACAGAAGGAAACAUGCAAAGAAACCUCCAAUCCAGUUGAUAAUUCUACACCCAGAGAGACUUUAGGAGGAGAGACAAAUGCAGCUUUAGCUACACUCUUAUCUAUGCUCCCAUGUGCAAAAAAAGACGAUGAACCUCGGAAAGCAGUAGAUCUUUCUCAGCCUUUAUCUCUGAAAAAAGGCAGAGAUCCUAACUUGAAUCAGUCGAACAAUAGAGAUAUUGAUGCAUCAACACAUACUGGUCAAAAGCGUUUUUCAUCAAUCCCUGGUCAGUAUGGUGGAAUACCUGAACUCCGAAGAAAUAAUCCAGCAAUAGAGGAAACAAGACAAAAUAGAUAUAAUCUUAGUGAUGACCUUGACCAUUUUCAGAAUCCUCCAACAGUAGAACAUACAAGAAUGCCAUUGUCAGCAAGCAAUUCUGAUAAUUGGUCUUUUGGAAAGUUUAUUCAAACUAAUGCCGAGUUUACAAGGGAUAUCUUGUCAUCAACUAGCACAGAAAAGAGGGUACAAAGAAGCCCUUUGCAUAAACAGGUGUUGGAAAGAAACAGGAACUCUGAAAAAGUUUCCAGCAAUAUUGAUGAUUUUCUCAGUCAUAUGAGAAAAUGUACUGAAAAAGAUCAGAAUUGGAAAAUGUGGCCUCCUGCAGAGAGAUCGUUCAUAUUACCGGUACCUCAUGAAACGAUGGUUAGAGGCAAACAAAUAUCAGUUAAGGAAAGAGAUCAUAGAUACCAAAAAAUGGCAGUUAAUCAUGGAGAUUCAGAACCAGGUACUUCUGGAGUAUUUCAAAGUGUGAGUACAAGAGUAGCUGAACAAACAGGCGAAGGAGGAGUUAAGAAGAACGCAAAUAGAAGUUGGAGUACCCCAAACAAUAUUGUGCACUCUAAUCACUCUUUCCUUGAUCAUGCUUGUUCAUCUAGAUGUAAGCAUUCAGAAUAUUAUGACAAUCAUGAACAGCCAGAAAAUUUAUUAUGCCACAAAAAUAACUUGAACAGUACACACAUUUCACACAGACAAAAUCUGAAAAAUGGAAAAAACUUACCUAUGGAUAGAUAUUUGCAUCAGGAUCAUAAUAUAAAUAAUGAAUCCAAUAGUACAAGUGAAAAGUUGCCAACGUGUAAAUCAGGUGCAUCGGUUUUUUCAAAAGCACAGCAACCAAUUGCUGGAGGUUCCAGAGGAUGUGACCUGCAGGAUUUAGAACUUGAGGACCUAGCUGCCCUCAUGUUGAACUUUGAUGCCCUAAGUGCAAAAGAGAAACACAUGCUGAUGAAACUUCUGGAUGAUCUAAAGAGAAGAUCACCUGAGACUCACAGUAUUUUAUGUAAGAUGAUCAUUAAGUAACAGUUUGAGUAACAAGUCCUUCAAAUGUCUUCCUGCGGAGUAAAAGAUUGUAUAAGGAUACUCUUCUGGUAGUUUCUAUAGUAUAUAUAUGUACUGUGAUAAGGUGUUUUAUUUUCAUACGUACACUAAAAAAAUAUCUUUAAUGAGGGGUCCAAUGAAUUUUGAACUGAACAUUUUACACGCAAGGCUAUCAAUGCGAGGUAUGACUCCUUGGCCUUUAUCAAAACCUUCAUUCAGUGUUAUUUUGUUUCGUACAAGAAUUGUGUAGAUAUAUUUAUUUUUACCAAGUGUACCUAAAAAUUUUAUUGUACUAGUUAUUGUAAGAAAAAAAUUCUAACUUUGACUAAACAGUACAGGAUAGUGGGUCAGGAAAUGGCUGUGAACAUUUAUAAAUACCAUAGAAGACCUGGCCCAAGUCUGUCCUGGAAGUACUGUAUUAUAGUAUUUAUAGUUGAAAAUAUAUACCCGUACAUACAGUACCCAAAUUCACUGUUGGAAAAAUGAAGGCAGUCAACCACAUUGGUGGCCAUAUUACCUCAUUGUCUUUCAAAGGCUUAGUAUAAAAUAUGCUGUACAGUAUUGUCAUUAUCCCUAAUGGUCCGUGAGGCCUUUGGAACUCCUUUUCUCUUUCAUUGCACAGAACAAUUGGUAUAGAGCAUUUCCGGGAAUGAGAGAUUUCCGGGUAGCAAGACAACUCUCAAAGCCAGGAAAAAAAUCCCUCGCCCUCAAAAUUUACGGAAAUGGGGACUGAUUUUCAUUUCUAACCCGGUAAAAAAAACUCCCCCUCCCCAUCUCCGGAAUUUUCCGGAUAUUGGGGAAAUUUUCUUAUUUUCCAGAAAAUGUGCCCCUCGGAAAAUUGUUCCCAAAGCCGGGAAUUUUCUUUGGGGAUGAUUUUCCGAGAAAAUUUCAAUUCCGGCUAUCGGACAGUUUCAGUUAAGAGGAUUUCUGGCUAACGGAGAUAUUACUGUAUUCACUUGUUACGGAUUCUCAGUGCACUGUCUGUAUGUUGUCACCCAUGUACACUCUUCCUAUGUUUGUUUUAACUGCCCAAUGAAAAAAUUGUAGCUCUAUUCAUUGCUAUGUAUGGAACUUCAUUUCCAGUUUCAUGUUUUCUUGGUAUUUAUGCCACACCAUAUGUACCCUAACACCACAUUCAUAAAAUUCAUCUGAUGCAAGGCAUCUUCAUCUACUAAUUCUUACAUGUCACCUUUACAUUUUAUUAGAUUACACAUAACACUCGCUUACGCAAAAAGUUAAAAAAAUCUCGUAACCAUGACAGAAGUCACAUGGGACCACUCGUGAGGUCUGGUCACGUUUGAUCUGUGGCCAAUUUAUCCCACAAGAUAUUUUUCUUUUUACAUGAUUUAUGCAUUACAGGCUUCUUUACUGUUUGGGCUUUAAUAUAAGUUGAAAAAAAAAAGACUACAGUACAGGUAUACAUUUUAGCUCCAAAUAAAGAAAUAAAAUAUAUAUCGGAUAUUCCUCACAAACCUAUCAAGUUACGUACAGUAUUAAUGAGCUUUCCAAUGGUGGGUUUGGAAUUAUGAUAUGACUAAUUGUGGAAAGGGUGGGAGAGGAAAUAAGGGGAGAAAUACACCCUACCAGCAUGGCUGAUGGGAGGAAACUGAUGGAUUGAGGAACUCCACCUACGCUUUGGUACUUAAUAAUAAUAAUAGAUAUUCAGUAGAGUUCUUAUGCCAGCACCAUCUUUUUGGAAGCUACCUUUGCAAGAUCAUGCAAUCACUUAUGACAUACAAAAAUUUUACACAAUUGUCUACUGGGCAAUUUUUUUUUUUGGGGGGGCACGUAUUUAAAUGUUAAUGAUGAAAUUUGUGUCACCAACACAAAUUGUGCUACCUAAUGAUUUGCAUCAUGAUGCAUGAGAGUUAGACCAGACUGCUCAAUUCAACCAUCCUCUCUUCAUGUGCCAACUCCAUUUCUGUCAUGCAUUUUUUAUUCCCUUUUGCAUGCCGAUACAGUACAGUAUAUACAGUAUGAUACCCAGGAAACAUUGAAAAUUUUUGCCCCUUUAUCUGUCCAUUUUAAACACAUUUCACAAAGACCAGUAACAAUUCACUAACAUACCUGGAAAAUAUAACUCUCUAAUACUGUACUGCACAAUUAGGAGGAUCAACUGUUAAUUAGCUACCCUAUUUUAUUUUACCUUUAGAAACCAUCCUAAUACUAACCUAACCUCUUCAGGUAACCUGUAUUCCUCCUUUAGUGAGUCUUGGCACUGCACAUUAUUAGGGACCCAUCAUGCUUUACUAUAAACAGAUGAACUGUACAGGUAAUUCUCCCUAUAUACAGUAUACACAUAUUCUUCCUUCAUUACAAAUAACUUGUUAACCCAUUAGAAGGCAAUUUAUCCCUCAGGUAUUUUAUUCUGGCUAAUGCCAGACAAAUUUUUUCAGCUGAGAGAAACCUUUGCUCCCUAUAGGGUUAAAACCUAUCUCAAUUAACAAAACCAAUGGCCCCUCAACUACUCUUGCCCACCCAUCAUCCAAGUCUAAAAAUGUAAGCAUGAACUCCCACUGCUCCCCUGUUGGGUUCUGUAAUGCUUUGCCUUCCACAGGAUGUAAGAACAUGCCCAAGAAACUAGCCCUUGUGCUGUAUGUGGGUGAAUCUGAAGAAGUUAGGUUAGUGACAGGGUGGAUAAUCUUAAGAUGAAAUAAGCUAGAAGUAUAUAAUCUUCAAGCAAUCCAAUACAAUCCCCAGGAAGUGUAUGAUGCUCCAACACAAGUACAGUUAGCUAUAUAUACUGUACACAUGUUGAGGUCUUGACCACCAAGAUCACAUGUAACCAUAGUAAAGUACAGUACAGCACUUAUGAAUACGCAGCACAAUUUUGAAAUAGUUUUGAAUAAAAUCGAAAGUAACCAAAACUCUCUCAAUCUGUAUUAUCAUUAUGAAUCAUGACAAUACAGUACCUAUAUUCAGUACAGUAUUGUUCUUUUUGUUCCUAGAUUGAAAACUUGGUGAUGACUUUAUAUUUUUUUUUUUAGGUUUAUAACCCCUGGUGUACAGACUCCUCCACAUUGUGAACAAAAUCGUUUGGCAUUAACCAAAUAAAUUUUUAAGUGGCAUGACCAUAGUGAAGGGGUUAAAGACAAAUGAUUGUAAUGUUUAUCAUCAUCUCAAAUAUUAUUAUUGUACUGUUGUUACAUUAUCAAAUGCUCUUUUGUUUAAAAGAGAAAUUUGUAUUGUUUUUAAUAAAUUUAUUUAGAAGCC
Homarus americanus (American lobster) is the source of this 8704-nucleotide messenger RNA. RefSeq lists its product as uncharacterized. NCBI's taxonomy places the organism in Eukaryota, Metazoa, Arthropoda, Malacostraca, Decapoda, Nephropidae. Gene Ontology annotation, molecular function: nucleic acid binding. The transcript has 6 exons. The record is from RefSeq and is a predicted model, not a curated record. Bases 464 to 5473 code for a protein of 1669 amino acids.